AUGGAGACAACUAAUGAUACCACAAAAAUCCUGGGGAAAGGUCCUGAAUACCUUCGUAAACAAAUGGAUUUAGAGAGUGAGACAAAAGGACGCAUGAGUGCUGUGGAGAGGCUCGCCGCAAGUAAACCAAAAUACGUCAAAAGCCAACAGGUGGUUAACUCAACUCAGGAGCCAGUGAUUAGCCUUGGAUCGGCCUCUGUGAGUAGCACUGGGUCCUCUAACCGAAGCUCACACCGGGAUGGGAAUCUUCCUACAGGGAGUGAGUCGACAGGGAAUACACUCACUGUGCAAAUCUCUUCACCAGUGCAGGCACAUCGCUCCAGCGCCAAAAAACGACCAGACUCUCUUCUAAUUUACAGACAGAAAUGUGAGUUAUUGAGAGGGCCAGCAAAUGAACGGAAACACCAUAUAACCCGUAAGUUGUUGCUCCACCCUGUGAAUAAAAAUGUCCCGUUACCCGAGGGGACCGAUAAGGAAUGUGAGUCUCAGGGCAACGUGGAAAAAAUCACCACGCCUAAGGAAACAGCAAAGGAAUGGAAUCCACGUGUAGUUAUCUCUAAACUGGAGAGCAAUGGAGUGACAGAAGAGUGCAGAAUCAAGAACAGUGACUCUGGUACAAAACCUAAGGCUGGUGGUGUAAAUGCAUCUAGUGGUCUCCUGACAGUUCCUGAGGUUGAAAGGAGGUCUGGCAAAGGAGUCAGUCGUUCUCACUCUGAUAUCAGCUCCAGGUAUUCCAAAAACUUUGCAGACUUUGAUGGUUUUUUCAAGUACUGCGGGCUGGACGGUGAGGUCAUUGAGUCUUUGGGGAAGGAGAACUUCUCGGCUCGCUCAGAUGAAAUUGCAAUAAUGGUUCGGAGUGUCAGUGUUUCCACGUCAGAUGAUGGCUUCUCCAGGAACAGUAGUGACAGCGAUGCGCUCAUGGAGGAAAAGCUGCACGAGAAGAUACGUCAAGAGACCUCAGUUAUUGAGCGCAACGCACGGAUUAUCAAAUGGCUGUACAGCUGUAAAAAUGCUAGUGACACUGGAAAAAAGUUACGAGAUCUUCACUGA
Messenger RNA from Pelmatolapia mariae (spotted tilapia), 1050 nucleotides. RefSeq names its product family with sequence similarity 110 member C (gene fam110c). The record is from RefSeq and is a predicted model, not a curated record. The coding region runs from base 1 to 1050 and encodes 349 amino acids. Lineage: Eukaryota; Metazoa; Chordata; Actinopteri; Cichliformes; Cichlidae. The transcript has a single exon.